Molecule: messenger RNA, 1611 nt
Organism: Colias croceus (clouded yellow)
Lineage: Eukaryota; Metazoa; Arthropoda; Insecta; Lepidoptera; Pieridae
Gene: AstA-R1
Product: allatostatin-A receptor
Exons: 5
Coding region: 314-1399 (361 amino acids)
Biological process (GO): G protein-coupled receptor signaling pathway
Cellular component (GO): membrane
Molecular function (GO): G protein-coupled receptor activity
Source: RefSeq, a predicted model, not a curated record
GGAGUGUUGUGACCGCACACCAAACUUUCGCAGAUUCGGGCGCGAACUCCGAAUUACAUUUUCGAAUUUUUUUCUGACAUUUGACGUUUUAAUUUUUUUUUCAUAACGAAGCAGUGGCGUCGCCCGUUUAGUGACUUGUCAAUUUGGUCGAGUGUUGUGAAGUGUAAGGGUGACACUUUGGCCCGUCUUUGCUCAUUAAAAGUGGCGUUUUCGUGUCAACAGGAUGUGAUAUAUUCGUGAUGGACCUUUCAAAAGGAAUACGCAGUUAGAAGCAGCUGUAAUUACAUCAAGAGCAAGCAUGUGCUGAGUCAACAUGGAGUCAACAGAGGACGAAUUCUACAGCAUAUGCCUGAAUCUCACCAGUGAAGAGAUAGCCAGCGUCGGCGGGUGUAAUUACAGCGCUGAAUACGAAAAUGGCGAAUUGCUUGAGAAGGUCGUGUCCAGAGUUGUACCAAUCUUCUUCGGAUUCAUUGGAAUUGUUGGCUUGGUUGGCAACGCUCUGGUCGUGCUCGUCGUUGCUGCAAAUCCUGGAAUGAGGUCUACCACAAACCUGCUCAUAAUCAACUUGGCUGUAGCUGAUCUGCUCUUCGUUAUUUUCUGCGUACCUUUCACCGCUACUGAUUAUGUUAUGCCCAGAUGGCCGUUCGGAGACUGGUGGUGCAAAGUCGUACAAUACUUCAUCGUUGUGACUGCCCACGCUUCAGUAUACACGCUAGUUCUGAUGUCUCUAGACAGAUUUAUGGCAGUGGUACAUCCGAUAGCGUCAAUGUCAAUACGAACUGAGAAGAAUGCUCUGCUGGCAAUCGCUUGCAUAUGGGUGGUGAUACUGACCACAGCAAUCCCUGUAGGCAUUUGCCAUGGAGAGCGAGAGUACUCCUAUUUCCAUAGAAACCAUUCCUCUUGCGUGUUCCUGGAGGAGCAGGGAUACAGCAAGCUGGGGUUCCAGAUGUCUUUCUUCCUGUCAUCAUAUGUGAUACCCUUGGCGCUUAUUAGUUUUCUGUAUAUAUGUAUGCUGUCAAGAUUGUGGAAGAGUGCACCAGGAGGGAGGGUGUCAGCUGAGAGCAGGAGGGGGAGGAAGAAAGUGACACGAAUGGUUGUGGUCGUUGUUGUUGUGUUUGCGGUGUGCUGGUGUCCCAUACAGAUUAUUCUCCUGGUGAAAGCCCUGGACAAGUACAACAUCACCUACUUCACUGUGACUGCGCAGAUCGUCUCUCACGUGCUAGCGUAUAUGAACAGCUGCGUCAACCCUGUGCUCUACGCGUUCCUGUCUGAGAACUUCAGGGUUGCUUUUAGAAAGGUGAUGUACUGCCCGCCGCCAUACUCCGACGCGAUGGCCCGUGCACAGCCGACGAAGACGACACGCACCGGCAACGGGAACUCCUGCCACGAUAUCGUGUGAGAGUCGUUACGCAGUCGUACGCACGUCGCGGAACAGGCGACGAUCGUGUGAACGUACGGCUGUGUUGCGUUAAAAAAAAUUGGAAUCGUUUGAUUGGUUGCUUGAUGAUGUUCUGAAUUUAAAUUGAUGUAUUUAGUUUUAAAACAAAAAUUUUAGUUGGCAUGUUUGCCUGCUUAUUAACCAACUUCUUCGAUCUCUAAUAAUAAUAAUUC